Molecule: messenger RNA, 2098 nt
Organism: Mizuhopecten yessoensis (Yesso scallop)
Lineage: Eukaryota; Metazoa; Mollusca; Bivalvia; Pectinida; Pectinidae
Product: amidase-like
Exons: 12
Coding region: 109-1647 (512 amino acids)
Molecular function (GO): catalytic activity
Source: RefSeq, a predicted model, not a curated record
AAGGCGGGUGUCACGUCGGCAGUUGGACCAUACAAAUCCCCUACAAGACAUCGAUAUCCAUGAGAGGUCCUAAAGUCCUGCUACAAUCAUCUAAAGUCAGGGACGACAAUGGGCGAUCCUAAACAGCCUGAAUUCCGAAAGACUCCUGCCGUCCUGCUUCCCUCCAAGUCUGAGCUGACUCAGAUAUCAGACGACCUCCGCCUGAAGUGCAGCGAGGAGGAAAUAGACGGAUUCCGUGAGUAUUUCAAGGGCACUAUGAAAGUUUAUCAGCGGAUCCAGGAAAUCCCAGAACCACAACUUCCGGUCAAGUAUCCAAGGACACCUGGUCACAAAGAAACAAAAGAUAAUUCCUGGUAUUGGCGAUGUGACAUCAAGGGUGCCGAUACUGGUAAACUGACCGGUAAAACUAUAGGGGUCAAGGACAAUGUAGCCGUGGCUGGAGUUCCCAUGAUGAAUGGUAACAGACAACUAGAGGGAUACACCCCGGAGUUCGACGCUACAAUCAUUACGAGGAUGUUAGACGCUGGCGGGCGUAUCGUUGGCAAGACAACAUGUGAGGAUAUGUGUUUGUCUGGAACGUCAUGGACUUCCUCUUCAGGACCAAUCCCGAACCCGUACUGUCCCACUCGAGCGACGGGAGGGUCCAGUAGCGGUUCCGCUUCUCUGGUCGCUCGAGGAGAGAUAGACAUGGCAAUCGGCGCUGACCAGGGAGGCUCUAUCCGUAUUCCAUGCAGCUGGUGUGGGAUAGUGGGAUUCAAACCAACAUUUGGACUCAUACCCUACACAGGGGCCGUACCUAUAGAAAUGACUGUGGACCAUCUCGGUCCAAUGACGCGUACAGUGGCGGAUUGUGCCCUUCUACUCGAGGUGCUAGCGGGAUAUGAUGACGGGACAGACCCCCGACAACCACCAAACAUCGUAGUUCCUCCCUACUCAACCCUACUCACGAAGGGCGUGGAAGGUAAACGAGUCGGCAUCCUGACAGAAGGUUUUGACGGAGUGGACUAUGACGUUUCGAAAUGUGUCAGAGAGGCAGCUUACAGACUCCGAGAGUCGGGGGUCGUGGUAGAGGAGGUGUCCAUACCACUGCAUACUGACGGGUUGGGGUUAUGGAUUCCAAUAAGUUACGAAGGAGCCUAUAACAUGAUGUUUAAAGGAAAUGGGAAUGGAGAGAACUGGAAGGGACAUUACUGCACUUCCAUGCAAGAAGCCUUAGCCCGAGGGUUCAACCUCCGCCCGCACGACAUCAGUAUCGUUUGUAAAAUGCAGUCUGUUCUUUCCGAGUACAUGGUCAGAAACUACCAGAACAAAUUCUACGCCAAAGCCCAGAACAUCAAUCGUCUGCUCACCAAGGCGUACGACCAAGCGCUACAGACAUACGACAUUCUAGUUAUGCCAACACUGCCUUGUACAGCCAAUGAGCUACCCACAACUGACAGACCCGUGUUAGACACUCUUCGCCUAACUCUUGGAAUGAUGAAGAACACGGCUCCAUUUGACGCCACCGGACAUCCGGCCUUGACCGUCAACGCCGGAAGUUGUGAAGGGCUUCCAGUCGGAAUAAUGUUCGUUGGCCGCAGCUUCGAUGACCUUAUGGUCUUGCAAAUGGCGCAUGCCUUUGAACAAAUCAGGGACCAACCGUCUUAAACUGCAUGCAACGUUUGAAUAGCAUGACCCAUGUCGUCGCAGUAAGAUUAUCUGUAGACAACAUAGGUACGCCACAUUAUUUAGUGAAUUAAUAAUGGAAAUUUGAACUGAUAGAAAAUGGGUAUCAUUUAUCACUAGAUAUUUACUUAACGAACAAUAUAUUUAUUUAGUCAGUUGUUAAUGCAUCUGUGACUCUGGUCGUAUCCACACUGAAGCCAACUGUUUUACUGACUAUAAAACUGUACAGUCAAAUAAUAUGUACAUUAUAUUGUAUAAGGGGUAUAAAGGCAAUGCUGUUAUUGAUAAUGGACACACAAUCUAAAAUAAUGAUUUUAUCAAAAUAACUGUUUGUUUAAUAAAAGUUUAAUGGAAACGCGUGAUUUUUUCCUAAAAUUAAAUGUUUUGUCCAUCAUUUUUUUUUUUUUUUUUUAGUUAUAUGUUUGUAUUGGAA